Messenger RNA from Moneuplotes crassus, 1412 nucleotides. NCBI's taxonomy places the organism in Eukaryota, Ciliophora, Spirotrichea, Euplotida, Euplotidae. The record is from the annotation of a GenBank genome assembly.
UCAGAGGGCUUAAUAGCCUCCAUAGAGCCAAUAUCUUUCAUAGAGAUGUGAAGUGCGAAUAUCUUCCUUAAUAAAGAUGGUACUGCUAAGUUAGGAGACCUGAAUGUCUCCAAAGUGGCUAAGGCAGGCCUACUGUCUACACAGACAGGAACUCCUUAUUAUGCAAGCCCUGAAGUCUGGAAGGACAAGCCUUAUAAUAGCAGCAGUGAUAUUUGGUCGCUUGGAUGAGUUCUUUAUGAAAUGAUCUGUCUCAGACCCCCUUUCUUAGCCAAUGAUAUGGAAGAGCUAUAUGAAAAGGUAUGUAAGGGAAAGUAUCCAGACAUCCCUGAUAAUUAUUCCUUUGAUUUGCGAAGAGUUUUAUCUCUUAUGUUACAAGUCAAGCCAAGCAGAAGGCCUAACACUAAAGAACUUUUACAACUAAAUGAAGUGAAAAAUAAAAUAGAAGAGCUAUAUUUUGAUGUAGGAGAAAUACCUAAUUCCAAAAUGGGGAUUAGGAAUUCACUUCUCAAUACUAUUAAGAUGCCUAAAGAGUUUGUAGACUUAACAAGGAAAUUACCAAAACCCAACUAUUCUUGUGAUAGGCCUAUUUUUAAGACCAGAUAUCCUGAGUUUGGAACAAGUGAUGGUAGAUUGAUGAUGAGCGAAGAUGAAGAUGAUGUCUGAAAUUUCCAGUCAAUUAAAGGAUCUAGCCCGAGAUCAAAGAUUCUAAAACCUCUUAAGAAGCAGAGCAGAAAGCAAGGAACAAGAAAUAGAAUCAGUCUAAAGGAUAAAUAAGGAGAUAAAGAAAUCAAUGAAGAAUGCUAAGAGAGUGAUUUCAAGGCAUAUGAAUCAUCUGCCUCAAAUCUCAAACGACAUGACAAUCGCUGCAUCAUACAUAAACAGCAAAGACAAUUAUUCGAAUCUGAACCUUCCAAGUUUGAGCCAGAAUAACUCAAAAAGUCGAAACUCACCAUCAGCAAAACAGUCAAUAGAUUCCACAAGGAAGGUUUAUCCUUGAGCUCCGAAAAAUAUUAUCAAUUUUAAGCUAAAAGCAAAGAAAAGACCCCAGCACAAGAUGCCUCCAAGCAAGAAUCUCAAUUCUAGGGGUAGUGAUGGACUCCAGAAUAGUAUCUUCAGGAACCAUAGAAAGAGAUACUCCAACAGGAUGGGUAUUAACUUGAAAUCAUAUAAAGUCAAUGUUUACAACAUCGGGAUAAAUUCAACACUUAAUAACUCAAUCAAUAAUGAUUCUGUGAGCCCAAGGCCUAAUGUCUCAAACCAGAGUCUGCGAUCAAGCAAGAGGUCUAUUCAGAGACCAUACUAUGACAUCCUUUCCAGAUCUGCGUUGAAAAACUCCUUGAGUGGGCCUAAUUCCCCAGAGGCUUCGAGGCUAUCAAAAGAGAGAUAAUUUCUAGAAAUAAUAGUAUCAGUAC